Monomorium pharaonis (pharaoh ant) is the source of this 5461-nucleotide messenger RNA. RefSeq lists its product as uncharacterized. Gene Ontology annotation, molecular function: small GTPase binding; actin filament binding. Gene Ontology annotation, cellular component: cytosol. The record is from RefSeq and is a predicted model, not a curated record. Lineage: Eukaryota; Metazoa; Arthropoda; Insecta; Hymenoptera; Formicidae. Gene Ontology annotation, biological process: regulation of cell shape; cell migration; cortical actin cytoskeleton organization. The transcript is spliced from 7 exons. The coding region runs from base 1686 to 5168 and encodes 1160 amino acids.
UUUAAGUUCUCCUCAGUUAUAACAAAUAUUUUCUCUCUAUGUCUAUAUUUUCAUUAUUCCAUUUAAGAGAAAAAAAAAUUUUUGUUAACAUAACAUAAUCGUAACUGCACCGAAAAUUGCAUAUUCGAUAUAAGAAUGAUGAAACUUUGCUAUUGCAAUUAAUUAUAUUCUAACAUUGUUGCACAAUAUUUAUUAUGAAAAUCCAUGUUAAAUUUGUUUGUAGAAGUUUGUUGAUGAAGCAGAUUUAAUUCACCGUUAAAUACAGUACAGCAAUUAUAUUCUGCUGUUGCAGCGAAACAAUUUCUUAUUAUGACUAAAUUUAAUAAUUUGCAGAUUCAGCAAAAUUAAUAUUCUUACGAAAUCGUUCUGCUGUCAUUAACAGCAUUUGGCCAGCAAAGUGAAAUAUGCGAAGCAUAUAAAUUUGCGAAAUCGAUCGGCGACACGAAGAAUCAUGAUGGAAUCAUGAUAGAAUAAGUGUGUAAAGUUAACAAUGAAAGACAGACAUUGUGUCCUAAAUCGAGAGUCGCGUUCACCAGCAAGGCGAUUGAACCUGACCCAGUGAGGCGGCCCUCUCCUGGAUUCUGACUAAAGAAGAAGAAGAGGCGGAGACAGGUCCACGAUAUAUCAGCGCGCCGUAGGUCGCGACUUGACCCACAGUCUGAAACUGCGAGAGCCAUGGUCUUUCUCUCUCGUCUCAGACUGAAUGCUGAAGUUACGGCGCGUGAACCAUGGCGUAUCGCGCUGCCGCCGCCGCCGCCACCGCGCCUCGGAAGAAGACGGAGGACUCGCGCGCACUGGAGAGGUAGCCAAGAGAGGCGACGUGCACACGUGCACCUCAGGGCAUUCGCGGGUUGGCAGUCGGCUCUUGAGAGCCGCCCGGUGCAUGCCAUUCGCGGCUCUCAAACGCGCGUUUUUUGCCAACCUCUCUCGGUGGCAACCCCAGAGGGAUUCGUGUCUGCCGGUCGUGCCGUAAAAUUUCGCGCCAAGGGAGAUAUUACCGAGAGGAAAUCUCCCACGAAAGGAGGAGGGAUGGGGCAAGAGGAGUGCCGGAAUUUUUAACCGAUUUAAUCUUCACGGUGGCUGUAACGAACAGUAUUGAAUGUUCGCGCGAAGUGGUAGAACGAGAAAGAGAGAUAGAGAGGAGAGUGCGGGAGCGAUGUUGGGUGUGAUUUUUAGCAAAUGCUAAUCCGUUCGAGAUGUAGACGAGUCAGCUUUAUUUCACGUCACGAUUGCAAAGACGUGUCUUCAGAGCUCUCUGCACUGCCCGAGAAGGAAAACGCAAGCUAUUACUUAAGCUGUUACACGACUCUGACGGAAGGCCAGGGUCGUGACACGCGAGACUUGUGCAGUUCAGAAUCCCACGGUCCCGAUGGCUGGUCAUGCGAUCAAACGCGAUCUUCGCGCGGCAUGUAGUGCGGAAAAAGUAUCUCUCGGAAAAAAACUACUUAUGCAAAAUUCAUCCUCGUCGUGGCAAGUAAUGACAGAGUGUACGAAAUGCAGAAAUUAAAGAGUCCUGUGCGCGAUCGACUUUGCGUAAAAAAUGGAUUUAAUUAAUAUUUAAAGAACAUUAUGCAAGUGUGAAAGGAAUAGUGCGGUCGAAUUUUUUCUUUUAAUAAUUUGCUUUUACUUGUGUGUCGUGUAAUGUGUUGUAAAUUACAAAACAUAAAAUUCAACGCUAAAUAACAAUGGGAAACGCAAGAUCGCAAUCCUGCGGCCGAAGCAAGUCGCUCUACCUGUUCUACCUUAUCCACCGAACCUGGAGCGUCGUCCUAGAUCAUCGGAGGGAUCAAGAUCGUUGUGACGAUACCGACGGAGAAACGGACUUGUCGUCAAAAUGCAGUACCUGCAACGGAUGCGAUUACCGACAGGACAGCCUAAUCUUCGAAAGCGAGUCGGACAUGGCGCCCAAUGCGGAGGAGGAGCUGCUGGUUGUGAAACCAUGGGGGCCGCAACCGGAAAAGGAACGCUUAAGGCCACCCACGUAUAACGCCGAGGAUUACGCAAUCGCGCUGAGACGAUGGGGAAGACGCCCAUUAGGCACCGUUCAAGACUCUCAAGGUACUUUGCCGUCGACAACCAGUUCGAGUUCCGGUUACGCAUCCGGAAGUGGAGAGAUGACCUUGAGACAGUUCACGUCGGUCAGCGAGCUAUUAAAUAAACUCAGAGCCGAUCUCAGACUUGCUUUUCCCAGCUUCGUGCAGGAGUUUGCCUCCCCGCCCGCGGACGGGAUCACCUUGCUGCUGGAAACCUUGCGCGGCGUUCAACUGGCCCAAAGUUCACCGCCGAGUUCGGGGCAGACUGGACUGUCAAGGGUGGGCACCAGACGAGCCGCCCUGGACGAAUUGGGGUGCGUGGAGUGCUUGGCCGCGUGCGGCGAGCGAUGCGCCGAUGCGCCACGGCUGUUGGUGCAGGCGCAGCCCGGCCUCCUGGCUCUCGCGGUCUGUCUGACCAGUAGUCUGAACCGGUCCCGGGUUCUGGCUCUUCAGCUUUUGACGAAAGUGUGCCAGGCACCAGGUGGACACGCGGCCGUUUCGGAAGCCGUAUCAACUCUGAGACUCAAGUACGGAGAAGGUGGAAGAUUUCGAUUUUUGGCGGGCGCUCUUUUAGCUCCAAGGGCAGCCAUCGCGCUGAGGGUCGCGGGAGUCUCAUUUUUGAACGCUUUCCUGAAAUCUGCACCCCGCACGCAAACCAAGUUGUAUAUUCAGGCUGAGGCCUGCGAAGCUGGCUUAGAGCCGCAGGUACUUCAGGAAUGGCUGAGGGAAUUCGACGGACGUGAGGAGGACGCUUUAACUGAUUUACUGCACAAGGAAGUUCAGAAAUGGGCGCACAACUGCGUCGAUGUAGACGCUCUGCAGCGCAGGGUAACGCGCGCGGAAGAAACCUGCAGGAUACUUAGCAAAAAGGUGUCGCUUCUGCAGAUGCAACUCGAAAAACGAAAUGACUGCAAUUUGGAAGACGAACGAGAUAAAUCCGCGCCGAUGAUCCUUAUUGCCGCUAAAAGCCCGAAAGUGUCCUCGAACGCGGAGGACGAGGGUAUCAGCUCCUCGGAGAGAUCCAGCAGCCCCGAAGAUACGAAGCAUCAAGCGAGAACCAAUCGGCAGAAAGACUCACCCACGCAAAGCAACGAUCAGGAAACGACGAUAGACGAUGUGAUCGAGGAACUGAGGAUUAUAGUGAAGGAUGCCGAAGAAGAAUUCAGCGAUAAAACUCAGGAAUUGAAUCACCAUGGUAAUAUAAAUCAGGAAACCAUUCAUAAUGAACAGGACUCAGAUAAAAGCAAAUUAUAUCGAUCGAAUUCCAAAAUCUCAUUGAACAACUCUGAGAGCUAUAUGUACGAAAAAAUACCCAAGAGGGAUCAAUAUCCGGAUUUAAAGCUAAAGUCAAAAGUCGCGGGUUCCAACGUGUUUCACAAUCCGAUGAAAGGUGAACAGGUGACGUAUUUCGGCAACGAUCAAGAUUACAGUACAGACUCAGACGGCGCGAAGAGACCGAAUAUCGCUGGGCCGCGCAAAACAUCAAAGUCGUCGAUGGAAGGCAGCGUUAAGAUCGUUGUGAAGGGGCCUGACGUGGAAGAGGCGAUAGUACCGGCUAUUCUACAUCCGCAACCGCCACGAAGAGCACCGCCGUGCUUAUCGGUUAUCAUGGCCGCCAGGCAUUGCGACUUCGCCGACCACGCAGAGAUGUACAAUUCUCACGACGAGGAGAUCGAGGAGGAAACCCUGGGUGAUGGCAGCGAUUCCUUGCUGAGCGCUUCCAAACUCAAAUACAACAACAAACAUCAGAUCUACGACGGACAUAUGGGGAACAUUAACGAGGAACAUCACUUGCAGAAACCAACCAAGAGCGACACUAUACUGAUAGGGUCGAAUCACAUCGACGUUAAACUUAGAAAGAGCCUCGACGAUCUGCGUCACUUCGGGAAUACGAAUGAUAUGAAGGACAAAAAGACGUUAAGAAGUUACGAGAUUUCCAAGUCAAAGAUUAUGGACGUCAGACCGAUUGACAGACAGAUUGACGUUUACAGACAAUUCGAUCCCGUUCCCAAGGGAUUUGAGACGUCCUCUGGACGAUCGGCCGAUCAGCGAACGAUUCAUCGACAUAGCUCCAAAUAUAGGAGCGAGAUAGAAAAGAGGAAAUACCUGCGUCGCUCGGCUAGUCACGAUUAUCUCGAGUCAAACGUGUCCAGCCCGCAGUCGAGACGGUCGGGGAGCAGAGUGGAAUGUCGCAUCAGAAAAUUCGAAAGUUUAAAUUCCUUCGACGAACACCGUAGCCUGCAGAACUAUGACAGAUCAAACGAUUCGGAAAAUCUUAGGCAGGAGCAGGCGUCGCUCCUGAUCGAUUCCUCCAGAUUUAAAAUGCGUAGGUCGGAAUCCUUCCAUCACAUCUCCCAUCACACAUCGAAAAGGGAUCAGUGUUCAUCGAAGGGGGAAAGCGACAGCGGUCUUUUCUACAUUACGGAUUUUAAUCUGAAGCCCGUUGUCACGAGACGACCGCGAUCAAUCGAUGCGCCAAAAUCACCCAGUCUGAUAACGAAAUCCCUGGAUAGGAUUGAUGAGGGUCUAGAUUCGAUGGUAGAUAUUGUUAUUACGCAAGAGCAAAAUCAAUGGAACAGAGAUAAACGUCAGUCGAAAGCGAUUAAGUCCCGUGACGAGAAACAACUGACGAGAUCGAGAGCAGUCAGGCCCGAAGAUUUCUGUGGUAAUUCUACAGAGUUUGAUCAACAGGGAAAGCGAGAUAAUCUCAUUUCUAAAAAUAGACAUCUCAAGAACGACGAAUUGUAUCAUGUUAACAAUAAGCAGUUAAAGAGCGACGAAUUUUAUGAGGAACAGAGAACUCGCGAAUGGAAUUAUCAUAACGAAUUAAAUUAUGCUAGGAGCAAGGAAACUAGCUCGGAAGACUCGCCAGUAAUAUUAUCGAAAAAUGGUAUGAGACAUAAUUCUUUUUGUCAGGACAAAAUCAAUAACAAGUUUUCUGGCAGACCGAAUGAAUCGGGAAUUUUUGCUGGACGAACGUAUGACACGUUUGGUCUCGGAAAGAGUCGUUUCAACGCGGGAAAGUACUCGGGAAAUCAUCAAAUUAAAGAAAAUCCAAUUAGUCGAAGAAAUACGACAUCUUCGCUGAUUGGAAAACGCGGAAAGGUAACAGACGUUGUUUCCGGUCUUUACUGAAUGCGGGUAAAGUAUAAGUUUUGGAGCUCUAAAAAACCAAUGGAAAUGAUUUAUUUUAUAGUUUUCGUUUUCGUGCGUAUAGAAAACAAUUAAGAAUUUUUUUAUAAUUUAAGGAUAAGUAAUACCACAUUUUGUAAGUAAAAUAACAAUAAAAAAGCUCUACCUAGCCUUUACAAUUAUUUUAUAAAAAUGCUCCAGAGAUUAGAAUAUUAUAUACAUUAUAUUGAAAAGUGAUGCAAAAAGACCGAUUAAAGAUUGUUUUAUUCUUGUUUUAAAUUAUAUCUCGUACCAAA